GCGGGAUUCCACCGCUAUCCCACCCUGUCCGAAUAUCUUCCCAGUAGACCCUUCCAUCUCCCCUCAUAUCCUUCAUUCUGUAGUAAGCAAAUUGCUCUGAGAGAAUCCGUCUCGAGGAUGAAGUUCGAAUACCCCUCUGUGUCGCCCAUCUGAUUGCCGUGUUGCAAGCCUUGAGUUCAGCAUCAAGAGGAGAGUCAGCUUGCAGACGAAAACUCAGACCAUAAUUACGCAUAAGAGCUCCCCCAGACGAUUGCCCAGCUGAAAUGGAUGAAUCGACAUUCAUCUUCAGAUUUGGCGUGAGGUGAACGUUGCUGAUCUUCUCCAUCUGACUUCCUGAAAAGCAGAGUUAAAAGAGAAGUAUCCAUCCGUGUUUGGUAACCAGAAAUUUUACCAUUAGCAUCCAGAUCACUUAUCCGGACAGAUAAUUAAAUGAAGAUGCAAUGAAGAUUUAAAGACAAAAACUUUGAAGAUUGUUAGAGAUAUUUUUAUUGUAAUUGUGAUCAAUGUUACUUUGCUAGUUUAUAGAUAGCUAGAAUAAUGAAUAGGCCUUUUAAGGCAAUUUGUAAUAAAAGGUUUUAUACCUUUUUAGGUAUGGGCCUCCUAGAAAAAGGAGCCCAAAUGAUUGUAAAACCUACCUUUCCCGUCAGGCUAUAUAUAUGCCUUAAGGGAAAGGCUAGGUUAAGCUUUUCAGAUAUUCUCAUACCCUAGUGCCGCAGAGCCUAUAUCGGUGAUAGAAGUUUUACGCUAAGUUUUGUUCAUCAUUCUGUAAACUUCUUCAUCAUUCAAUGGAAAGCUUCAUUCCCAGAUCUAUCUUCCAUACAUAUAUUCUAGACUAGAAAACAGGGACCUAACAUCUGGUAUCAGAGCCGGAGCUGAUCGAUCGAUUGAAGGCUGAAAAACACUCCUGCGCGAUUCUUCAUCGUUGAAGUUUCGCACUUGAGCGAUUUUUGGUUCUAUUUUUGUUGUUGUUUUUGCAGGAAAUGGCUUGAAGGAAAAGGUUUCUACUGUUGCUAGGAUCAUUCCUGGAGAAAAUCUCGAUCUGAAAGUUGACGUACAGGUCAGGCAGAAGUUGAGCGAUCCUGAUAUUUAGCGCAACUCCCUGGAACGAAGAACAGGUUCGCGCGAUCAAGCUCCUGCGCGAUUUCUCAGCUUCGCGCAACAUUGCCUGCGCGAUUCUGGAUUUGCUCCAUUUGCCUUCUGCGCGAUUUCAGACUUCACGCAACAGCUCUCCUGCGCGAUCUGGAGUUUCGCGCAACUCUUCCUGCGCGAAAUUGGACUUUGCGCAAUUUUUCUCAAGUUGAGCGAUCCUCCUGCGCGAUUCAGCAUUUUGCGCAAACCUCCUUGCGCGAUCCAGAACUUGAGCGAUUUUAUACUUGAGAGAUUUUUUUAAGUUGAGAGAUUGUUUGCUAAGUUGAGCAAUCUUUUUGGUAAGUUGAGCGAUCUUUGUGAGAGUUGAGCGAUCCUUUGUAAAAGUUGAGCGAUCUUUAUAAAGUUGAGCGAUCUUUGUAAAGUUGAGCGAUCCUUUCUAAAGUUGAGCAAUCUUUGUAAAGUUGAGCGAUCCUUCAACACUUGAGCGAUUCUACUUGCAAAGGACCUUCUGCCCAAAGUACUGAAACCAACAAAACAGAAUCAAAUCAAUCAACUGAUCAGCCCGAUCAUUUAACAUGGAUGCACUAUCGAUUGGAAACGAUACAAGACCCCCGAUUCUUCGAAGAGGGGAGUACAACGUAUGGAAGAACAGAUUCUUAAAUUUUCUUGAAAGCAAGGACCAAUCCUCAGGUCUUCUUGACUCUAUCACGAAUGGACCUGCACAAUUGAUGAUAGCAGUUGAGAGAGAUAACGGAAACAACCCACCUGUUGAGAUUGAGUGGAGACCAAAGACUGUUGAUGAAUAUGAUGACGAGGACAGAGCAAGACUCCGGGCAGAUCUCAUUGCCAAGACCUACCUGUUGCAGGCCAUCCCGAACGACAUCUAUAUGCAGAUUGACAGCAUGUCAACUGCAAAAGAGAUGUGGGAUGAGAUCUUCAAGAUCAUGCAAGGCACAGAGAUAGGAGUAAAGGCGAAGAAAGCUAGCACAUUCACUGCUUAUGACUCAUUCAAAGCCAAGCUCGGAGAAUCACUUGAAGACACCUACCUCAGAUUCCUGCAAUUGAUAAAUGAGAUGAGAAAGAUUGGCGUGCACAAGUCAAACAUGGAACUGAACGUGAGAUUCCUAUCUUCUCUUGGAGCUGACUGGAAGAAGCUGAGCUCACAGAUAAGGCACACGAAAGACCUUGAUGAAAUGGACAUCCAUGCUGUGUACAAUACACUUGACCAGUAUGCUGAAGAUUUUUCUGACCUCGUGGUCGCCUCUGUGACAGCUGAUAAAGGGAAGGGAGCCGUGGACAAGCUUGCCGACACCCUUGCCCUGAUGCUUGACAAGCCAUCGAAGUCUGGCUCCAAGAAGGAUAAGAUGAUAGUUGAAGAAAGUGAGACUACUGACAGUGACGCAGGAAUGAGGAAUGAUUCAGAUGAUGAUGAGAUGCAUGAUUUUCAGAGGCAAAUAGCCCUUCUUACUUCGAGGUUCAACAAUCAUAUGCAGAUGAAGAAGAACUCCUCUAACAACAGGCUCCGCAAGUCCUCUACCAGCAACAGCAAAAGAAAAGAGCGAUCUUUUGAUUCUUCUGAGAAUAUUGUUGCUGAGGAUGCUCCAAAGUGCUUCAAUUGUGGGAAGACUGGACAUCUGAUGAAGGACUGCAGGAUGCCUAAGAGGAAGAAGGAUGCUGAGUACUACAAGCAGAAGAUGUACCUGAACAAGAAGAAGAUGUUGCUGGCUAUGGAAGAAAACAAGGAAAAGAGUGCUCUCAUGGCUGAAAAAGACCACUGGAUGGAUGAUUCUGAUGAGGAAGAGAAUUUGGCCUUGAUGGCAGUGGUUGAAGAAGAAGAGAAAGAGAAGGAUGCUGAAAAGGAAGGAAAGAUGAAGUCAACCCCUGCUGCUGAUGAAAAGGAGAAAGACAAAGCUGAGGAGAAGAAAAACCUGCCUACUGCAACCAAUGCUGAUGAAGCGACUGCCCUGACUGCUGAGAACAGAAAUGCUGACAAUGAAGUAAGUACCUCUAAUUCAUCUAUUCAUAACUGCUCUAGAACAGAUAUGCAUGAUAAAUUUAAGGAGCUUGAGGUGAAUUACAAACGGUUGUAUGAGGUAUAUAACCAACUGCGUGAAAAACAGACAUGCUCAAACAUUAAGAUAAUCAAUUCAGAGAAAACAAUCACUAAACUCACAACUGAGAAUAAGCGACUUAGUGCUAGUGAGAAAGAGUUGACAGAGAAGCUUAGAACAACUGAAAAAGAAAGAAUUAGGCUUUUUGGUGUCAAUAAUUUGCUAAUGGAAAGAAGGGGUGCUCUAUAUACUAAAAUCAAAGAACUUGAGGAUCUGUUAGCCAAAAGGGACCAAACAGAUCAGACCAUCUUCCUUAACCAGCCUAAGGACACUCGUUUCUAUAACGCCAAAGAAGGCUUGGGUUUGACCAAUCCUCAGAACCUGAAAAAGGUCAACUGUAAACAACUCUAUGAUGUUAGAUACAUGAAAAUAGGAUUGACCAAACUCAUGGCCUUCACUGGUAAUGAAGAAACGAAUGCCCUUGAGGAUGAAAAGAGAAAGACAAAAGCUGGUGUCGAGGUUCCUUUUGACUACACAGAAUUAAACAAGAGCUACAAAACCAAAGCACUCCCUUUGACCCCUGCUGAAGAAAUCUUGACCUAUCCUCCUGAAAAGGAAGCUGAGAAAGACGGAGAGGAGGCCUCCACAUCUGAACCAAUUGAGAAACCAGCCUACAUUCCACCAUUGGUGAGAAAGUUUGCUGAGUUAAAAGAUUCUUUUGAAAAGGAAAAGCAGGUUUUAGAAAAAGAAAAGGAUGAACUUUUAAAAGAAAUAUCUUCUUUAAAAACCGCCUCUCAGUCUAACACAGCUUCUCAACACUCUUCCCCUUCUACUUCUGAAAACACUUCUGAAAAUUCAAGCGAUAGUUUUAAGACUUCUCCUUCUCACCCCAAGUCUCAUUCUCCGACAGGGAAAGAUGUGAAGAAGAGAGUCGAGAGGAAAGGAGAGUGGAUUGAAGACAAAAUAAGAAGGAAGAAGAGAGAAGAAGAGUCGAGAUUAAGCAAUAAGAGUCAGCGGUCGAGCGCCAUUUUUUAUGAUAAGAAUAAGUCUAGUUCUAGCAUUAGUGAGCCAUCUACUAGUUAUGCUAAGAGAGUGGCUCCUAAGUCUUCUAGUUCUAAGAUUUCUGUCUCGAAUCGCUGUACUAAAUGUGUUUCUCUGGAUUGUGUUAAAUUAAUGAAAUGUUGUUGUUCUGAGUCUGUUUCUUCUCGCAAACCAAAUGAUCCUGUGAUUGUUAAGAAUGUUGUGAAUGAGCCCAAGAUUGAUAGGGUGAAUGUUGAGAGUGAGGUCAAAUUGCCAUUUUUAAGGUAUCCUCUCAAGAUUCACUCAGUCAAACAUCUGAGAAGGCUAUCACGUGAACCAAUCUUGAAAGACCAUUUAUCUGAACAAUCACUUAGGACGAAUGAAAGUUCCCUCGCUCCAAAAAUCGUUCAAAUAAAACAAAAAUGGGUUCCUAAGGCUGAAGCAGAACAAUUAAAAUUGAAAAAUUCUACUCAAUCAGCCAGCCAAGGAUCCCAAAUCAAAAAGAAGUUGAAACAAUUGCUCACUGUUGAUAAGGAAGGACCCAUCUGGCGAUGGGUACCUAAGCGAAACUAAUCUGUUUUGCAGGUCAGUCAUGUGUGGCAUCUUGAUUCGGGUUGCUCGUCACACAUGACUGGACAGAUUGAACUACUGAGCAACUAUUCUGAAAGGUUUGGAGGAAAUGUGAGGUUUGGGAACAAUGCUUCAUCGCCCAUACUCGGGAUAGGAGAUGUCAUCUGUGAGAGCGUCACAAUCAGAAAUGUGUCGUAUGUGCAGGGACUGAAGCACAACUUGCUUAGCAUCGGCCAAUUUUGUGACAAUGGAAUGGAAGUAAGAUUCCAUGCUAGGCAAUGCUGUGUGAUGGAUAUGGGUGGAACACCAUUAUUAAGGUGUCAGAGGAAAACCAAUCUCUACACCAUUGAUCUCAAAUCGGUACGAUCCCCCAUAUCCAUCUGUCUCCUGUCCAAAGCAUCAGAAGAACAAAGCAGCCUAUGGCACAGACGUCUCUCACACUUGAAUCUGCCAGCCAUCAGUUCCCUCUCCUCGAAGAAGUUGGUGAAAGGACUGCCUGUUCUGAAGAACUCCCCCAACCAUCACUGUCCUGCUUGUCAUUUGGGAAAGAUGAGGAGAGCAUCACACAAGUCAAAACAAUUUCCCUCCUCAUCUCGUCCCCUGGAGCUACUACAUAUGGAUCUGUGUGGUCCGAUGCGCGUGCAUAGCAUCAGUGGACGCAAAUAUACUUUGGUAAUUGUGGAUGACUACUCACGCUACACAUGGACCAAGUUUUUGCGCUCCAAGGACGAAACUGCAAACUUAAUCAUGACGUUCAUCAGGACCAUACAGAACUAUCUACAGCAGAAUGUGAAGAUCAUCAGAACUGACAACGGGACGGAGUUCAAGAACAAGGAACUGACCGAAUUCUAUGAAGCUCAGGGAAUUACUCAACAGUUCUCUGCAGCUAAGACACCACAGCAGAACGGUGUUGUAGAACGACGGAACAGAACCUUGGUAGAAGCAGCCAGAACCAUGCUGAUACAGUCAAAGCUUCCUCACUUCAUGUGGGCAGAAGCUAUCAACACGGCUUGCUUCACACAGAACAGAACUGUGAUCCACAAAAGAUUUGACAAGACACCCUAUGAGAUUGUGUUCAAGCGGAUCCCUAACAUUGCCUUCUUCCGCGUCUUCGGCUGUAAAUGCUACAUUAUGAACGACAGGGAUGCUAGGGGGAAGCUUGAUCCAAAAGCAAACGAAGGGAUAUUCAUUGGGUAUUCUACCAAUUCCAAGGCGUACAGAGUAUACUUGAAAGACAGAAGAACCGUCAUGGAGAGCAUCAAUGUGAGCUUCUAUGAAAUGGCGGACUUGGCUUCUGAACAUUUUCAUUCUGAACCAUCAACCUCUGCAAACAAUGAAACUCCAUCAUCUUCUGGAGUAGGAGGGCAGGGAGGUGAGACAAGAUCUGAUGAGCACGUGGUUCUGGAUUCUCUAUUUGAACACUUCUACAGUCAACCACGUGCACCACCAACUACAAAUGCUACAAUCACUCAGAACCCCCUGUUACCUGCUCCAACUACUGAAGAAACCAACACUCCUACUCAGAAUGAUGAUGAGCAUACAAAUAAUGAAGCUGAACAUGAACCAACCUCUCCUGUUAAUGAUCAACCUGAAGAAGCUGCAACGCAAGAAACCCCAGAAGUACAACCAGAACAAGAAUAUUCUGACCCUGAUCAUCCAAUCAUAACUCCACAGCCUCUACAACAUGAGAGAAAGUGGACUAGGGCACAUCCGCCAGAGCUGAUAAUUGGAGAUCCAUCUCAAGGAGUCAGAACCAGAACGGCAUCAGUCAAUGAAUGCUUAUACUCAUGUUUUCUGAGUCAGAAAGAACCAACAAAGAUGACUGACGCAUUGGCUGAUCCGGACUGGGUGAUUGCGAUGCAAGAAGAAAUGAACCAGUUUGAAAGAUUGAAAGUGUGGACCCUGGUGCCAAGACCUUACAAGAAAACCAUCAUCGGCACCAAAUGGGUCUUCAAAAAUAAGAAAGACGAAGAUGGUGUGAUCGUGAGAAACAAGGCCCGCCUGGUUGCAAAAGGUUACAAUCAACAAGAAGGAAUCAACUACGAUGAAACCUUUGCACCAGUGGCAAGAAUUGAAGCGAUAAGACUAUUCCUCGCUUAUGCUGCACACAAGAGCUUCACAGUGUAUCAAAUGGAUGUAAAGACGGCAUUUCUUAAUGGAGAUUUGAAAGAAGAAGUCUACGUUGCACAACCUGACGGCUUUGUUGAUCCUGAACGCCCCAAUCAUGUUUACAAGCUGAGGAAAGCCUUGUAUGGUCUGAAACAAGCACCGAGAGCCUGGUACGAAGCACUGUCAGAUUUUCUUGUAGAAUCAGGCUUCUCGAAGGGAAAGAUAGAUCCAACUCUCUUCAUCAAAAGACACAAGGGUGACAUCAUGCUGAUACAAAUUUAUGUUGACGACAUCAUCUUUGCCUCGUCGAAUCCAAACUUCUGUAAAAAGUUCAGCAAUCUGAUGCGCACCAAGUUCGAGAUGAGUAUGAUGGGAGAGUUGAACUUCUUUCUAGGGCUUCAGAUCAAGCAAAUGCCAGACGGAAUAUUCAUAAAUCAGUCCAAGUACAUUCACGACAUGCUAAAGCGCUUCAAAAUGGACAGCAAGUCAACGAUGAAAACCCCUAUGUCUCCCUCACAGAAGCUCGACUCUGACCCUUCCGGGAAACCAGUCGAUGCUACCAAUUAUCGGGCUAUCAUCGGUUCCUUGCUGUACCUUACAUCUAGCAGACCAGACAUUGUCUUUGCAACUUGCCUAUGCGCCCGCUUUCAAGCAAAUCCGAAGGAAUCACAUCUGAAUGCUGUUAGAAGAAUACUGAGAUAUCUCAAAGGAACAGUCAAUCUGGGCCUUUGGUAUCCCAAGGAAUCAGGCUUUGACCUAGUUGGAUACUCAGAUGCUGAUUUUGCGGGUUGCAAGCUAGACAGAAAGAGUACAUCUGGCGGUGCUCAAUUUCUUGGUGAUAAGUUGGUGUGCUGGUCCUCCAAAAAGCAGAAUUGUGUGUCCACUUCUACAGCUGAGGCAGAAUAUGUCGCGGCUGCUAGCUGUUGCUCACAAAUAUUAUGGAUGAGGACCCAGCUGAAAGACUACGGGUUCACUUUCUCACACAUCCCGAUCUACAGCGACUCUCAAAGUGCAAUAGCCAUCACGUGCAAUCCGGUCCAUCAUUCAAGGACGAAGCAUAUUGACCUCAGAUAUCAUUUCAUAAAGGAUCACGUUGAGAAAGGCACCGUGGACAUGUACUUUGUGUCUACGGAAUUGCAACUGGCUGAUAUUUUCACAAAGGCCCUGGAUGAAAAGAGAUUCAAUUUUCUGAUCUCUAAGUUAGGGAUGCUGAACCUGAACGAAUGAGUAACUCUGAACUGUGUGUGUGCGUGUGCUUUCAUGUUUUGCAUUUUAAUCAUCUUUGCAUCACAUUUUUCUCUCUCUCUCUCUCUCAUGCAUCAUUUUUUUUAUCGCAUGUUUUUCCUGUUAUUUUUCAUGCAUCAUUUUUUUUUCCAUUAUUUGCAUAAAUUGAGGGGGAGUUUGCAAAAUUUUUCAUUCUUAAAGAGAAGCAAGUGUUGAGGAGGAGCAAUCUUAAAUUUGAAAUCAGGCAGAAAUGGGCCCGUUAAACUUUGAAAAUUCUCCCGGGCCUAUUUAAACUUUUAAAACGCGCAAUCCUCCUCCCCAUUCUUCUCUCUUGCGCGAAACUCUCGGACUUCCUCAGAGCUCAAAUCCCCUCUUUCUCGCUCAAAUCUCCUCCUCGUCAAAAUCUCUAAGGGUAAAAUCUCCAUGAUUUCUUGCUAUUUCUGAGUCUUUCACAGGUAUCACACAAGAAAAACGAUGAACAGGCUGAACCAACGCUCUUGCGCUAACCCUAUUGCGUGAUUUCCAACUCUGCGCGAUCUUGGGGUGAUGCGCGAUUACCCUUGCGCGAUUAGGGCUCAUACGAGAUCUGUUCAUUUUCUUCAUCUUCAGACCUGCGCGAUUAAGCUAGGCUUGAGCAAAUUGUCUGGAGUUGCGUGAUUGGCCUUCCUUGCGCGAUCUCGGCCCUUGCGCGAUCUAUGUGUGUUGCGCGAUAUCAGCCCCUGCGCGAUCUGGGUGGGCUGAGCGAACUAGGGCUGCGCGAUCUACCAUGCCUUGCGCGAUCUACCUAAGAUGCGCGAACAAUGAAGCCUGCGCGAUCCCACCCCCCUUGCGCGAUUACCUCGGGUUGCGCGAUCUUAGGGGGUGCGCGAUCUAAAAUGCCCUUGAUCGAUUACUCUUGCGCAAUUAAGCCCUGCGCUAUCAUUUGGGCCGCGUGUUUGAGUGAUGCCCAGCCCAGAACCAAGUUCUUAGGAAAAACUUCAUUUGGGCCAACAAUGAACAAGUUAGACAAGCCCAAUCUUGACCAAAAGCAAUAAUCUUUUCUAAUUGGGCUCCACUUCUCUUUAAAAAAAAAAAUCAUAAAAGGAGGCCCAAGUGAGAAACAAAGUGUGGACUUAGCCAUUUUGAUCAUAUAAUCUAAUCUGUUUAACAUUUUCAGAUCGAAAUGGCUGCCAACACUCCAAUCAACAUGAUCUAUGCUAGGGAACACUGGAUCCCGAUCAAGGAGAACAACUCACAGUUGGACCCCGAAGUCUUCUCAUGCCAAGAUGACGUGGUCGUCUCAAUUCUAAAAGGACACAAGCUGUGGAAGGCACUGAGCAAGAAUGCUGAAGUUCCUCAGGUGUAUCUCCAACAAUUCUGGGGUACACUUGACAAGGACGUAGAUGCUAAUGGAAGGCAACUUGAUGACGUCCUAGCGGCCACGAUCUGCAACACCCGAGUCACAAUCACGAAGGAGCUCGUCCAACAAGUGCUACAGAUCCCGGAGGAGGAACACUAUGACGCGUUGGCCUCCGAAGCGCAAAUAUUUGAAGACAUGAUCACUCUAGGCCACGCUGAGCCCCUCCGGUUGAUGUCCGCGAUCAAGACAGCAAGAUUUCCACGACCAUGGAGGACACUUAUGGCUACACUGAACAAGUGCUGCACAUCCAAGCAUAGCGGCUUCGACAAAUGCAGCGGUUACCUCGUUUACAUCUUCCACGGCAUCGCUUUCAUGAAGAACUACGACUUCACCUCACUAAUCUGGGGUGACAUUCUGGAAAUGCGAAGAAGGAAAUUUGAAACUGAUCUGAUCAAACAUCUGCCAUACAUGAGAUGGUUCUCACUGCUGGUGCGACACUUCUGCAGAACAAUUCCAACUAUUCAGAGACGCAAAUCAUCUGAGAAUGUCAGCACUCCAGCCCUCCAAUAUCUGAAGAGAAUGCCAGAGGUACGCUCACUGGUACCAUUACCUAUUCCUGUUCCUCUCCUCCUGUUAGCUGAGCGAAAUGAUCCACAUGUCAUACGCUACAGUGAGGAGAAUGGUGUCAUACUCCCUAUGGCUCAGAUAAACCCCCCUGAGCCUACCCCGGGGAGUCAGCCGAGAGUAAGUGAGGGUUCUGAGAGUUCUACCCAGCCACAAAGACCAGUGGCAAGUUGGCCCCAUGAUGAUCAGACUAUGUCUGCUGAGGGCCACACCCGUGCUGAAGAGUUUACCCGUGAUUCGCCAAGCGUAGCCACAACACAAGAUGCUGACGAUGAGGGCUCUGGGAGCAAGGCUGAGGACAACAACGAUGAUGAUGAUGAGGAUGACAACAAUGCCAAGGCAAAGGGCAAGAAAGUCGAGAAAGCCCGCGCUAAGAAAGGACGACUUGUUAUAAGGCUUUCUCGGGCUACAACACAAGAGCAGUCUCACCAAAUCAAGGACACUCAAGGAAAUAUCAUCAGUGAGACUCGCUCCAAGGUACGUAAUGACAACCCCUCCUCAUCAUCUACUCCUGUGCAAAGAGUGCAAACCGCGAGCAACCUGGCGGAAGAGUUAGCUUUGUACGACAGCUGCUCUGACCUAGACACAAUAAACCGGGCUAACCCCAUAGGUGCAGAAACUGAUAUUUUCAGUUUCCGAGUAGAAGACGCAGCAUCCAGCCCAACUGCGCAUGCACAAGCCUCACCUAGCCACUCUGCUGCCUCCCAACAGGUAGUAGUUUCACAUAUAGGGGAUAUUAUACCCACCUCGCUGUCUCCCUACGAAGCAGCUGAGGAUUUACUUUGUGGUCUUCCGCCCCAGACCACUACCCCUCCUUCUAGCACAUUGAGUCUAGUUUCCACCAUCCCAACAUUUUCAACAUUUUCUAGGACACAUACACUGCUCACACCACCGCACACGACAGGUGCACUCUACUUGUCCUCAACGAUCGGAGAUACGUCGAUGAUGAUCGGAAGUCCUGCUGCUCAACAGAUAUCUCCAUCAUUAUCUGCAGGCCACACAUCGGUAAUCUUUACUGAUGCUGUGACAACGGUUACUACCCCUGUAACCGGACACCCUGACCCCACCGACCUUUCCGUCAUUCUGCAACGUUUCUUGGAUUCCACCAUUAAACCAUGGGUGCACGAAGCAAUAACCGCUCGGGCACAGGAAUUCAGGAACACCCCGGCGUUGCUAAAUGAUAUCAUCCAACCCCAACCAACAUCCUCACAUACCCAAGAAACCCAACCACUUCCUAUCAUACCUACCCAACAAACUUCUGAACCAUCCACAACCCUACCCCACACACCUACUGCUUCAAGGGGAUCCCAGGAUACAGAACUAGUGUCCUCCCCUACUUCGACCACACCUUUUCCUGACCCUAAAACUUUACCAUUCGAGGUACUCGAGAACCUAAUGCUAGAUCAACUACUAGCUACCGAAGAAGGCAACCUAACCCAGAAACAAAAAGACCUUCUUCGGAUCCUUAAGCCUGACAGCUCAUGCCGUGAUAGUCUCCUCGGUCACAAACGUUCGCAUGAGGACCCCGAUGACUCGGAUCCUCAUGAGGGGGAGAACAAGAGACAAAGGACACUUGAGCGUGAUGCGUCAACAAGCCAACCCUCUACGCAAUCCAACCAACCUGAAUCCUCGAACUAUCAGCCCCCACCAUCCACUCAUCAUAAAAGCCAAACAGCCAACUCACCCACAUCUAGCCCGGUCGAGCUAGAAACAACACUCCUAGGCUCAUCUUUCAUAGAUGUAGACCAAGGAUGGAGUGGAAGUCCUGAGGUUGCUACUUCGAGUACACCUUUCUAUUCAGGCCAUCAGAAAGAACCUAGUUCUAAUCUGAUGUCAACGGGCAAUCCUAGUGAUCCCGGAGUUACCAUUGACAGAGCGCCACAACAACAGCAGACUCCCUCCAACCAACCUGAUGAUCAGACACCCGAUGAACUUGAAGAAAUUCUAGUCUAUGACAAAUGGCCCCGUCAGUGGACAGAAUGGGAUGAUCUUAGGGUGGAGGCGGAGCAGUACGAAAUGUGCAGAAGUUGGCAGCUCAGAGAGUUUCUCAAUAAAUAUCAUGCACAGAUGAUUGGGCUCGACAAUGAUGAGAUAAAAGAAGGAGAAAAACGCAAAGAGCCUGAAUCUAUCACUAAGCAAAAGGCUACUCAGAAACCAGUAGAUAGUGUCAGAAUCAAGAACCCCUUCUUGGAAGAAAUCAGAGAACGAAUUUGGCGCAAACCAGAGAAGAUCAAGACAUACACAGAACUCAGGAUGCGUGGCAUCAAUCAUCUCAAAGGAAGAGACAGAGGAGGAAACUUGUACAUGCUCGGACAUAGAUCCACUGGAGAACGACGACAGAUUUUGAAUCAUAAUCUUGCAACAAGCGGAUGUCCAGUGCAAACAAUCCUGAAAGUUACAGAAGAGUACCUGGAGAAGAUUAAAUACAUGGUCUUUCAUCUACAAAGAACUGAUGGAUCAACCUUCACUUGUCAAGAAAACGAUUUCUUUCUGCUACAUAUGGACGACGUGUAUCAAAUGUUUAUGAGAUGCAGAGAGCUACCGGUCCAUAAAGAUAGACUUGCAAGAGAAGGAUUUGAAGCCAUAAAAAGAUUCAUGAUGAGACAAGUUCGAUACUAUGGAGGUCAUGAUCUUCAUAUGGGUCUGGAAAGUAAUUAUCCCAAAGUGAAUCUUACAAAGCCAGAACUUUACAGACCAGAAAUAGAAGACUUCCCAGAAGAUCAUAUCUUCGACAAUUCAACCUCAGUCAUCUACCUGAAUCAUGAAGGAAAGAAGCGCAUUUUGAUUAUCAAAGAAAUAAACAAAUACUGCGACGGAACGCUGAAGAUCAUCAGAAAUAGAAUGAAAUCAAAGAGAGAAGGACUUGUCAAGAAAUCAACUGAAGCCACAAAGAAAGAAAUCAAAGAACUGGAAAGAGUUGAUGAAGUUCUGAAGGCCAUCAAUAAGCAAAUCGAUGAUAGAAGAUCACUCAGAAAUUACGAGCAUGCUCUCAAUCUUAGAAAGCAUUAUUUUAAAGCUCAGAAGUGAAGAAAAGAAGAAGCAAGAACAUCUGAUCACAAAGGGGGAGAUUGUUAGAGAUAUUUUUAUUGUAAUUGUGAUCAAUGUUACUUUGCUAGUUUAUAGAUAGCUAGAAUAAUGAAUAGGCCUUUUAAGGCAAUUUGUAAUAAAAGGUUUUAUACCUUUUUAGGUAUGGGCCUCCUAGAAAAAGGAGCCCAAAUGAUUGUAAAACCUACCUUUCCCGUCAGGCUAUAUAUAUGCCUUAAGGGAAAGGCUAGGUUAAGCUUUUCAGAUAUUCUCAUACCCUAGUGCCGCAGAGCCUAUAUCGGUGAUAGAAGUUUUACGCUAAGUUUUGUUCAUCAUUCUGUAAACUUCUUCAUCAUUCAAUGGAAAGCUUCAUUCCCA
Messenger RNA from Cuscuta epithymum, 13428 nucleotides. The record is from the annotation of a GenBank genome assembly. NCBI's taxonomy places the organism in Eukaryota, Viridiplantae, Streptophyta, Magnoliopsida, Solanales, Convolvulaceae.